Molecule: messenger RNA, 3230 nt
Organism: Prunus persica (peach)
Lineage: Eukaryota; Viridiplantae; Streptophyta; Magnoliopsida; Rosales; Rosaceae
Product: B3 domain-containing protein Os01g0723500
Exons: 7
Coding region: 109-993 (294 amino acids)
Molecular function (GO): DNA binding
Source: RefSeq, a predicted model, not a curated record
CAUAUUCCUUUUUUUUUAAAUUAAAAUUUUAAAAUUUUCAAUAAAGCUCAUUGCCACGGAGAACCACCUGUCCCAGUUUGGAUACUCUUGGUCUUGGUAGAGGCUCAAAUGGCUAGGAAGCUAAGUAAGCCUUCACUAAAGAAACAAUCAUUUUUCAAGGUCCUGCUUGGCGACUUCUAUCAGCAUCUGCGUUUACCACCUGUGUUUAUCGAGAAGUUAGAUGGACAAUCACUUCCCAAAUGUGCUCUUAGAAGCCCUAAUGGGAAACUGUGGACUGUGGAAUUGGAAGAGAGGGAGAAUGGCUUUUUCUUCCAUGAUGGCUGGCAGGGUUUUGUGAGGGAUCAUUGUUUAGAAAUCGGAAAUUUUUUGGUUUUCGACUAUGAUGGUGGCUCCAAGUUUGAUGUCACAAUUUAUGAACCAACUGGCUGUGAAAAGGAUGUAGAAGCAGCCAAGAGGAGAAGUGGUAAUCCUGUUUCCUCUGUAAAAGAUGAAAUUGUUGACAUUGAGACUGAAAAUUACAACAAAGAAAGUAAAAGCCAAACCAUCAAUGCUGAAAGAACAAGUCGCAAGUAUAUCAUGUCUGGAAAGAGACCUGCAAAUGACUCUGUAGAAGAAACAUCAACUGGAUCCAUCUUGUUCAAAUCGGAGAAUUCAUGUUUUAUAAAAAUUCUGACGAAAAUACUAUAUCCAGUGACAAUUCCAAAGGAACUAGCCAUAGCUGAAGGUCUUGUGAGGAAGAAGACUGUAAAGCUUCAUGAUCCAGCUGGGAGAUCAUGGAUUGUUAAACUUAGAGUCCACAGGUCACCGUAUCUUCGUUUCGAAAUGACGAAAGGUUGGGCAAAAUGUUGUAGAGCAAACCAGAUUUCACAAGGGGACACCAUCGUUUUUGAGUUUGUGAAACCAAGUGUAAUGCAAAUUCAUAUCUACAGAGGAGGAAGAGUGGGAGGCAGUGGGUGUUCUGUUGUACUCGUUAACCCCGGCCUGAAAACCUAGGCUAUUUUAACUCUAGAGUUUCGCAUUGCAAUACUUUAAAAAAAUGUUUGACUGCAAUCCAUUUUGGCUAAGUGAUGAUCUUCUUGUAUUUUAUUAGGUUAGUUUUCAUUUUCCAUUUAUUCUUCUACUACUCUUUAGUGCCCGUGAAAUAUUUAAUGAUUGUUUUACUUGAUUCAAUUAAGACAUUUUUUUUUUUAAAUUUUGGGUAGGGGGAAAUCAAACAUAGGACCUUGAGUGUGACAAAUGUUACCAAUUAACCAGGAAAAGUUUUUCGCUUAGAUUUUAGGUUUUAGCUUCCAAUUUUAGUAGCUCAAAACUUGAGAGUUAAACUCUGCUAGGAAUGAGAUUAGAAAAUCGGUUAAAGAAACUUACAAAAAUUCUAAAAUAAGGGAAACACUUGUCUUCCUACUUAUUGCCAAUCACAUUUUGAUAUAUAAAAAAAUUUCUUUAUUCGUCACCAAUGUAACAUUUUGAUUUUAAAAAAUUCCUUAUUCGUCACAAAUGUAACAAUGUAAUUCUAAAUCUACAUUUGUCUUCCUACUUCCUGCUAAUCACACUUGUUUUUCUACUUCCCACACUUGUUUUCCAACUUCCGGCUAACAAAAAUUCCAAAUCUAAACAUAUACCAAUGUAAUUCUCAAAAUCCUCAAACAUCCGUAUUUCAAUAUAUCUAAUUAACUACUAAAAACAAUUAAAAAUAAUUUUUGUACGAAACCUCAAUUCAACGAGGAAAAGUAUUAAUAAACAAUUACAAAUAAAAAAGACGCUAAAAAUAAAGAUAAAAAAUUGUGAGUGAUAUUUCCCCCAAAAAAAAAAAAAAAACUAUCAUGAUUGAAGGCAUUUAUUAUGCAUAUACAUGGAAUAAAGGGAAUUUAUGUUUUUGAAACCUACCUAAACACGGAAAAAGUUAAUGUUACCCUUUUUCAGAAUACCUUGGGUUAUAAGUUUAUAUGACAUGGCUGAACAACGAUGAGAAAAACAGAGAGGCCCUAGCAAGCAAGCAUCGCCUGUUCUGCUUUUUCCCUGCCGAUAAAACUUACCCACAAAAGCUAGCUACACAGAAAACCCACUCCUAAAAAGCUUUGAUCUUUGAAGGUUUCGUUGAAGACUGAAGACUUGGUUCAAAUGGCAAGGAAACUUAUGAAGCGUUCAGUAAAGAAGAAAUCGUUUUUCAAGAUCCUGCUUGGUGACUUCUCUAAGCAUCUGCGUAUACCACCUGCGUUUAUCAAGAACUUCAACGGAGGAUCACUUGGCAAAUGUUCUCUUAGAGGCCCAAGUGGGAAAGGGAGGGCUGUGGAAUUGGAAGAGAGAGAGAAUGGCUUGUUCUUCUCUAAGGGUUGGCAGGGUUUUGUGAAGGAUCAUCAUUUAGAAGUUGGCAAUUUCCUGGUUUUCCGUUAUGAUGGUGAAUCAAAGUUCAAAGUCACAAUCUAUGACAGAAGUGCCUGUGAGAAGGAUGUAGAGGUAGCCGAGAGGGGGAUUGGCAGUUCAGAUUCCAUCGAAAGUAAAGGAAAUCAAGUUAGAGUAAAAGAGGAAAUUAUAGACCUUGAAACUGAAAACUACAACGAAGACUAUGAAAACAAAACAAGUAUUGCUAACAGAAGAAAUUGCAAUGCCAUGUCUGGAAAGAAACCUACAACUGAUUAUGUAGAGGAAACAACAAGUGAAAGCAUCUCAUUCAAAUCGGAUCAUCGAUGUUUUAUGGAAACUAUGAAGAGGCAUUACCGAUAUUGCAUGAUGAUUCCGAAGAAACUAGCCAUAGCUGAAGGUCUUAAUAGUGCAAGGAAUGUAACGCUUCGAGAUCCAAAUGGGAGAUUAUGGCUUGUUAAACUUGUAAUCCGUCCCAAGUCAUCUUGCAAACGUGUGGAAUUCACGACAGGUUGGGGAGAAUGCUGUCAAGCGAACCAGAUUUCAGUUGGGGACACUAUGGUUUUUGAGUUUGUCAAGCAAAGUGCAAUUAAACUUCAUAUUUUCGGAGAAGUGAAUGGCAAGAGGUGUCCUGUGGUACUUGAUGCCCCCAAUGGUGAAAAUUAAAGCUAGCUGACUCUCGAGUUUCACAUUGCAACGUUUUCAUUAAAAAAAAAUGCUUUGACUGCAACAUUUACCUUAGCAUUUUGAGUAAACGAUGGUUUUCUUGCAUUGUAUUAUAUGUUACGUUUCAUUCCUCAGCCACUGUUCGAUUUCUCUGAAUUUCCUGUCUAGUUGAAUUUGUACAACGGGAAAGCUACCAGUGGCGUAUC